This is a messenger RNA of Camellia sinensis, 2437 nucleotides long. The record is from RefSeq and is a predicted model, not a curated record. Lineage: Eukaryota; Viridiplantae; Streptophyta; Magnoliopsida; Ericales; Theaceae.
CUAGAGAAAUAAAGCCAAAAAAAGGGAAUCAGAGAGAGAGAGAGAGAUUAACAAAUACGCAUUCAUGGUUUUUAUGAUGGUAAAACAAGUUCAUCGUUUGUAUUCAAGGUCCAUGUCCCUCCUCAAUCUUCGCCUCUUUGUUUUAUUCUUCAUUCUGUCAUCCUCUGCAACUCCUUCUCUCUCCUAUGAGCCUCGAAACCAUGAAGUUGAAGCGUUGAUUGCUGUAAAAAAUGUUCUGAACGACCCCCAUGGAGUUCUGAACAACUGGGACGAAGACUCUGUAGACCCAUGUAGUUGGGCUAUGAUUACUUGUUCCCCUGAUAAUCUUGUUACUGGCCUAGGAGCCCCAAGCGAAGGCAUAUCAGGAAUUUUGUCUGGGAUGAUAGCUAACCUUACAAACCUCCGACAAGUAUUGUUGCAGAACAACAAUAUCUCCGGAGAAAUUCCACCAGAACUCGGGUCUCUUCCAAACCUCCAGACCUUGGAUCUGUCCAACAAUCGGUUAUCUGGUCACAUGCCGGAGUCUCUGGGUCUGUUAAAUGCUCUUCUGUAUCUAAGGUUGAAUAACAAUAGCUUGUCUGGAGCCAUUCCUCUGUCUUUAGCCAAAGUCCCUCAACUUGCUUUCUUGGAUUUGUCUUAUAACAAUCUCAGUGGACCUGUGCCCAAAUUUCCUGCCAGAACAUUCAAUAUUGUGGGUAACCCUCUUAUUUGUGGAAGCCACUCAAUUCAAGGUUGCUCUGGAUCAGCCUUUCCUAUUCCUCUUUCUUUCUCUCUUCGUGUAUCCCCUGGAAAACUUAGCUCCAAGAAACUAGCAAUUGCACUUGGGGUCAGCCUGGGCUUUGCCACUCUCAGCCUCAUAGCAGUUGGGUUCCUGUAUUGGAGGAGAAUUAAAAAUAAAAAGCAAACCAUUCUUGAUAUCAGUGAGGUGCAAGAAGAGGGUCUAAUGAACCUGGGCAAUCUCAGGAACUUCACAUUUAGAGAACUCCAAGUGGCCACGGACAAUUUUAGCUCGAAGAACAUACUUGGUGCUGGAGGUUUUGGAAAUGUGUACAAGGGAAAGUUGAGGGAUGGCACAAUGGUGGCAGUGAAACGGUUAAAGGACGUGAUUGGAACAGCUGGGGAAUCGCAAUUUAGGACGGAAUUGGAAAUGAUUAGCUUCGCAGUUCACCGAAAUUUGUUGCACUUAAUGGGAUAUUGUGCCGCCCCAGUUGAGAGGCUUCUUGUGUAUCCUUACAUGUCCAAUGGAAGUGUGGCCUCAAGGCUUAGAGAAAAACCAACACUAGACUGGCGCACUAGAAAGAAAAUUGCAAUAGGAGCUGCACGGGGACUUCUCUAUCUGCAUGAGCAAUGUGAUCCAAAGAUAAUCCACAGAGAUGUGAAGGCAGCCAACAUCCUGUUGGAUGACUACUGUGAAGCCGUUGUUGGUGAUUUUGGGCUUGCGAAGCUACUUGACCACGGUGACUCCCAUGUUACCACAGCUGUCCGUGGUACUGUUGGACAUAUUGCACCUGAGUAUCUCUCCACUGGCCAGUCAUCUGAGAAGACUGAUGUUUUUGGAUUUGGAAUUCUCUUGUUGGAGCUCAUCACUGGGAUGAGAGCUCUUGAAUUCGGCAAAUCAAUUAAUCAGAAAGGAGCCAUGCUUGAAUGGGUGAGAAAAGUGCAGCAAGAAAAGAAAGUAGAGGUGUUGGUGGACAGAGAGCUAGGGUGCAAAUAUGACCAGAUAGAGGUUGGAGAGAUGGUGCAGGUGGCUCUACUUUGCACACAAUACUUGCCUGCACACCGCCCCAAGAUGUCGGAAGUGGUGUGCAUGCUCGAGGGGGAUGGCCUUGCUGAAAAAUGGGCUGCCUCUCACAACCAUAUUAAUCCCAACACAAAUUUCUUCCUUGCCAACAAGGAAAGUAAAAUUCAGUCAAACCAUAGCAUGGUCCCAAGGCAUGAUGACUAUGAUCAUGACUGUUCGAGCAUGUUUGGCAUGAUGGAUGAUGACCAUGAUACCCAUGCCAUGGAACUCUCUGGACCAAGAUAGAAGAGAGGAAGGUAGCAACAAAAAAGACAUACAGACUGAAGUGGUUUCUUUCUUUCAGAUAUUCUUUAUUAAAAGCCAGAAUUAACUUUGUCCUUGAGAAGAAAAAGAGAGGUAAAGAGGGCUCUAACCAUCUCUUUCUCAUCACUUACUUUUUCUAGUUUGGAUUUCUAUUGUAAAUAUUUGUUCUUUCCUAAGCCCAAGUCACUCACCUUGAUUGGAUAGGUUCAAUACCAGUGUAAAACUUAGUCUCUAUGUCUUUGUGAUUUUUGUUUUAGUUUGGUUUGACUGGAAUUGUGGUGUAAAUACAUGCCCUUUAAAAUCCUCCAAAAGUAGUAGAAGAUGUAGCAGUUGUUUUUGGAGUUUUCUUAUUUUUUAUUUUUUGGUAAUAAUACCAAAUUAAUGUUAUUUUGA